AUGGCUACAGGAAUCACCUAUCAAUCAAAGGAGGGCAAGUUUGUCCGGCCAGACAGUACAUUUCGCAGCUUUGUGUCAAGCGACCCAAAAUCCCAAUUCCCAGCCGAGGCGGGCAGAUACGUGCUCUACCUGAGUCCGUCGUGUCCAUGGGCCCAUCGCACGCUCAUCGCCAGGAAGCUCAAAGGGUUAGAAUCCGCCAUUGAUGUCUACGCAUUCCACCCUGUUAUGGGACCCGAGGGCUGGUACUUCAGCGGCGAGGAGGGUUCCCUGGCCGAAGAUCCGCUGCACCCGGGCUUCACCAAGAUCCGACAGCUCUAUCUCAAGGCAGAUCCCAACUAUGAUGGCCGGUUCACGGUCCCUCUUCUCUGGGACAAGAAGACGGACCAGCCCGUGAACAACGAAUCGUCCGAGAUCCUGCGCAUGUUUGCCUCGGAGUUUGAUGCCGUUGUGCCCGAGCAUCUUCGUGCGGCCAACCAGCCCAACGGAGGUCUGUACCCCGAGGCUUUGCGCAAGGAUAUCGAUGAGCUCAAUGAAUGGGUAUAUCGCGACGUCAACAACGGCGUCUACAAGGUUGGUUUUGCCACUACACAGGAGGCGUACAAUGAGAACAUCACACCCCUCUUCGCCGCCCUAGACAGACUUGAGUCUCGCCUGUCUGAUGGACGCAAGUUCCUCUUCGGCGAUGACUUGACGGAAGCGGACGUGCGCUUGUUCACGACCCUGGUUCGCUUUGACGCUGCGUACCACACUGUAAUGCAGUGCACUUUGCGCAGUAUCCGACACGAUUACCCGCUGCUACAUUUGUGGCUGCGACGGCUGUACUGGGACGACGGGCGCUUCAACGGCGCUUUCAGGGAGACGUCUCUGCUGGAUAAGUACGCCCGUGGGUAUGCGGAUUCGAGAAGGAAGAUCGUCUUGGGAGGUGCACCGCUCAUUGUCCCUGCUGUGCCAAAGGAAGAGGAGUUGAUUCCCAAGCUUUGA
This is a messenger RNA of Clonostachys byssicola, 981 nucleotides long. Lineage: Eukaryota; Fungi; Ascomycota; Sordariomycetes; Hypocreales; Bionectriaceae. The record is from the annotation of a GenBank genome assembly.